Manihot esculenta (cassava) is the source of this 1613-nucleotide messenger RNA. Its product is annotated as zinc finger protein WIP2. The transcript is spliced from 2 exons. The coding region runs from base 167 to 1258 and encodes 363 amino acids. Gene Ontology annotation, molecular function: DNA-binding transcription factor activity. NCBI's taxonomy places the organism in Eukaryota, Viridiplantae, Streptophyta, Magnoliopsida, Malpighiales, Euphorbiaceae. Gene Ontology annotation, biological process: anatomical structure development; regulation of gene expression. Gene Ontology annotation, cellular component: nucleus. The record is from RefSeq and is a predicted model, not a curated record.
UUGCUUUUCUCUGCGUACUACCACUGAUCUCUCUCUCUCUCUCUCUCCACUCUCCACAAUCUCAACUCUCUUCAGUCAUCUUGUACUCUCUCUCUCUCUCUCUCUCUCUAUAAAAGCAAAUCCACCAAGCUCAACUAUUCCUCUAGCACAACUUUAAUUUUCAACCAUGGCUGACCCUUACUCAAAUUUCUUCACUGGUUGGUUCAAGUUCAGUAAUAAUCCUCUUUAUCACCAAUACCCAUCUCUGAAUCCAACCCCAGCAACUGCUGCUGCUCAAGUUUCUUAUUCUCCUCACCACUUGUACACAAAUCCAUUUAACCAGACUCAGGCUCCUUAUUAUAACUAUCAAAACCCACCUCCUUCUCCUCCUCUCAGAGAAGCCCUACCCCUUUUGAGGUUGAGUCCAGAAAGGGAUGGUGAGAGAUACCAAGUACAAGAAGAUGAUGAUGAAGAUCAAGAACAAAUGAGUUUCAUGGCUGUGGAUGUGGACAAAAUCAACAAUAAUAAGGCCAAAGUAGAUCAUGAGAGCUUUCUUUCUUCUAGUGCUGCUGCUGGUGGUGACAAUGAAGAUGAUGAUACUGUUACUGUUGCACUGCAUAUAGGCUUGCCAAGCCCUAGUGCUGCAGAGAUGGCAUCUGUGUUGUCUUCUUCCUCGGAGGCUACUGACAAAGAUGGUGAUGGUGAUGAUUCCGGGUUCCCUUUUAGCAGGCUUAAUAAGGGUCAGUAUUGGAUCCCUACUCCUACCCAGAUUCUGAUUGGUCCUACUCAGUUCUCAUGUCCUGUUUGCUGCAAAACUUUCAACAGAUACAACAACAUGCAGAUGCAUAUGUGGGGGCAUGGAUCUCAGUACAGAAAAGGGCCUGAAUCUCUAAGAGGAACUCAACCCACAGGAAUGCUUAGGCUUCCUUGCUAUUGCUGUGCACCAGGUUGCAGGAACAAUAUUGACCACCCUAGAGCUAGGCCAUUGAAAGAUUUUAGAACCCUUCAAACACAUUACAGGAGAAAACAUGGAAUCAAGCCUUUCAUGUGUAGGAAAUGUGGUAAAGCUUUUGCAGUGAGGGGAGAUUGGAGAACCCAUGAGAAGAACUGUGGGAAGCUUUGGUAUUGUAUUUGUGGGUCUGAUUUUAAACACAAGAGAUCACUUAAAGAUCACAUUAAAGCUUUUGGAAAUGGCCAUGCGGCUUAUGGAAUUGAUGGAUUUGAAGAAGAUGACGAACCAGCUUCUGAAGUAGAACAAGAUAACGAAUCCAUGCAGUGAAGUGGAAGAUCAUCAUUUUUAAUUAUCUUAAUAUAUAAUUUAAUGAGCUUAUUUGGUUUGAAGUAAAAGAACUGUAUAAGCAUCCACAAUUACCGGGAAAGCCACUUUUUUUUUUUCUGCCUUUCUAUGUUAUUUCCCCUUUUUUUUUUCUUUUAGCGCUGUAGGAUCCUAUAAACAAAUCCAUCAUCAGGUUAAGGUAAGUUCUGUAAAUUCAUUUUGUUUCCAACUUUUUUUUUGUUUGUUUUCUUUUCUUGUUAAUUAUUAUUUUAAGAUCUUGAUGAAUCUUUACUGUAGGUCAAAUUUCAGCUCCUUGCAAAAGCAUCAGAAAAUUAUGAAAUCAUUCUUAGCUUUAUGU